Molecule: messenger RNA, 1738 nt
Organism: Teleopsis dalmanni
Lineage: Eukaryota; Metazoa; Arthropoda; Insecta; Diptera; Diopsidae
Gene: Coq6
Product: ubiquinone biosynthesis monooxygenase COQ6, mitochondrial
Exons: 1
Coding region: 168-1577 (469 amino acids)
Biological process (GO): ubiquinone biosynthetic process
Cellular component (GO): mitochondrion
Molecular function (GO): 2-octaprenyl-6-methoxyphenol hydroxylase activity; FAD binding
Source: RefSeq, a predicted model, not a curated record
GUUCAUUGCCUUUACAAAAAUUUGUAUCAAAAACGAUGUGAACAAUUAGAAAUAUUUCGAAUUUAUAAAUAAUUAUUGUAUCCAACAUAUUGUGUCGAUUUUUGUUAACUUAGAAUUGAGAGUUUUAGAAAUUUUGAGCGUGAAGAAUAUUUGAAAAUUUUAUUAAAAUGUCAAUUGCUUUGAACCGCCAAUUCGUGCACCAAAUACGUGCAAUGCUUGUGCGCAACGCCACAACGGGUGCUUCUUACGCUCUAGCGACGGCUCCUAAACCACAGCCUGAACACUACGAUAUUAUAAUUGGAGGUGGUGGACUUGUUGGUACAACUUUCGCCGCGGCUUUGUCUAAGACUCCAGUACUUGCUGAUAAGCGUGUACUUUUACUAGAGGGAGGACCACCAUUCAAGGGUUUCAAUCCAAGUGCGCCAUAUGGUAACCGUGUUUCAGCCAUCAAUCAGAAUGCAGUUGACUUGUUCAAAACUAUUGGUGCUUGGGAUCGUAUGGAAGCUGCUCGCGUUAAGCCGGUAAAACGCAUGCAAGUGUGGGACGCCAGUAGCGAUGCGCUCAUACACUUCCACAAUGAGCAUUUCGCUGAUAACAUCGCUUGCAUUAUUGAAAAUGACUUGAUGUUGGAAGCGGUUCAUUCAUUGUUACAAGACGCAAAUGCUAAAAAGAACGUUGAAAUACGCAAUGGUGUACGAAUUGAGAAGGUUUCCUUGCCGUCUGAAAACAGCAGUAAUUACUCAGAGGUUCAUCUUAAAACCGGUCAAGUGUAUUCAUGUGAUUUAUUAAUCGGUGCUGAUGGCUUUAAUUCAGUUGUGCGCCAGCAAAUGGGAGUAAAUGUUUUCUCUGUUGAUUACCAGCGUAUGGGUCUUGUUGCAACUGUCGAUGUGAGUGACGCAGAUGACAAUGCUGUAGCUUGGCAACGUUUCAUACCAACUGGUCCAAUAGCUUUGUUACCGUUAAAUGAUAAAACUUCUUCGUUGGUUUGGAGCACCACUCAAGAACAUGCUCGUCAGCUGUGUGAAAUGGGUAACAAGGAGUUCGCAGAUGCAAUUAAUGAAGCAUUCGUGAAGCAAUACCCUAAAAGUGAAUUAAUUGUUAAGUCUUUGAAUGCACUUAACUCUCUAAUGGGUCAGCAACAGAAUCAACAAACAUUGCAUCUACCACCGCGCGUUACUGGUGUACAAGACAAUACUCGUGCAAAAUUUCCACUGGGUUUUCUACAUGCUGCAAGUUAUGUUUCAACUGGCGCCGCUUUAAUUGGUGAUGCUGCUCAUCGUAUCCAUCCAAUGGCUGGGCAAGGCGUCAAUUUAGGUUACAGCGACAUUCGGUAUUUGGUUGAAGCAUUGUCUGAUGCUGUGUACGCUGGCGCGAAGAUUGGUGAUAAACAUUAUCUUAUACAAUACGAAAGGAAGAGCUUAAUUAAGAAUAUACCAAUUCUUGUCGGCGUACAUGGUCUUCAGUCUUUGUAUUCAACUGACUUCAGUCCAGUGGUCUUUUUACGUAGCAUUGGCUUGCAGCUAACUCAUAAUAUACCAAGUAUUAAAAACUUUUUUAUGAAAAGAGCCAUUGGUUAAUUUCAUUUUUUAAAAAUUUGUUAAAAUGCUUUAUUUUUAUAUGUUAAAACAAAUGUGUGUGAGACUUAAAUAAUAAAUAAGACAAUAUAAUGUAAGUGGGGUUGUAUAUAUAAUCUCUUUCGAUUUCUAAAAGAAUGUUCUUAAUAAAAUUAUUGACGAUU